Messenger RNA from Cyphellophora attinorum, 3486 nucleotides. RefSeq lists its product as uncharacterized. The transcript has 3 exons. The record is from RefSeq and is a predicted model, not a curated record. Lineage: Eukaryota; Fungi; Ascomycota; Eurotiomycetes; Chaetothyriales; Cyphellophoraceae. The coding region runs from base 1 to 3486 and encodes 1161 amino acids.
AUGGACAAGUUAAAGCAGACCUUUAGCAGGAACAAGGACACUUCGGAGGCCACAGAGUCUGCAGGCAAAGGCUCUGGUCAAGGCUCUCACUUUCCUGGUAACGACGAUCUGGGAUCUACAGUGACUGGCCAGCGAGACACACCCGGUACACGCGAUGUUGCGGCGGCUCAAGGUACAACUGGCCCAGAGGCCGGCGGUGAUCAGCAUGUUGGCACUGUAAGCGCAGGCUCACAGGCACCGUCCACUGCAGCUAUCGGACAGACGUCAACCUAUUCCAGCCAUCGCCUUGGCAAGGGUGACCCAACUGGCAGUGUAGCAGAUCCCCAGUCCACCGAUCCUAUAUCCUACCAGAAACCUGAGACUGCCACUAUCGGUGAUGCAGGCGUUCCUGAGGGAUCAGCUCAGAUUGCAGCCACGAAGGCCCUCGAGAAGCUGCCUGGCAUGCCCGGUGGCUACCCUGACAAAGACUACACAAAUCCGUACAAGGCUGAGCACUUGGAUCCUCGCGUUGAUGGCUUGCCCAUUCGCUCGAAAGAGACUGGCUCCAGUGGCGGCAGUGGGACUGCAGCUGCAGCAGCAGGUAGCGCUCUUGCAGGUGGUACGGUCGGCACGCUGGCAUCUAAGCCGCAGUCGUCAAGCACGUCCGCACCAGCAACCACUCCCGCACCGUCUGGUCUCACCUCAACCACCAACCCAUCUGAUCGACACCCCACGUAUUCUGAGGCCGAGCGAGACCAUGGUACAACAGCAGCUGCCACAGGCACAUCUCAGCAGACGGAUUCCCAGGCUUCAGGCUUCGUGGGCAAAGCACUCGCUGCUGUUGGUCUAGGCGGUGCCGCGGGUGCUGCUGCAGGCGCUGCAGCAGAUCGCGACCACAAAGAUUCGGCCAUUGCUGAUACUACACCGUCAAGCUCGAUUCCACAACCUUCUCACUCCAGGAAGGAGUCCAUUCCCACCACAGCAUAUCCAGGCGGCGUGUCCUCGCCAGCGCCGAUCAACGCCCCAGUAGGUGGAACUCGUGAGGCUGCCCGUCAAGACGAGCCAAGUGACAGUCACAGAGGGACUGCGGCUGCUGCAGGCGCUGGUCUAGGUGCUGCUGGUCUCGGCGCAGCGGCUGCAAGUCACGGCUCAGCAAGCGAGCCUGCCACAUACCAUGACGCAACGACAAGAGGCCUCUCGUCCGGACAAGAUACUUCCUACAGCGGCCCAGGAAGCACUCAGCUCAGCCAGCCGACUGGGACGACGUCCACACCUACAACGCUAGCUUCGAAUGAACCAUAUUCCAGCGAACCUGACCGCAGCAAGCGCAACGCUGCCCUCGCUGGCGCCGGUGGAGCAGCCUUGGGAGGUGGAGCCGCCUAUGCUGCCACUCGAGAUAGCAAGCAGGAUCCAUCUGGAUACACGAUCCAUGGUCCCGACAGCUCAGCGACAUCUACUCAGCCGCGGACCAGCGCUGUAUCGCAGCCACCUACUACUUCAACGCAACCGGCCUUCACUACGACCCAUCCCGGCGCCUCUAGCGCAACACCCCUGGUCCCAGCAUCAGCUGGAGCUCCGCCUACUGCUAGAGAAUCCGGUCUGACAGAUAAGGAUGAUGAUCACACCGGACGUAAUGCCGCCUUAGCAGGCACUGCAGGCGCUGGCGCCCUCGGUGCUGGUGCAUAUGGUCUGCACGAGCAUAACAAACGAGCUGAGGACCAGCCUGCAUCGGGAGGAGCUGUGUUGGGGCCGGCAGGCGCCGGUACCCCGUACACUGCUAGGGAGUCUGAUCAGAAGGCAACUCAGCUGGGCCCAGCAGCUGCCGGUAUCCCGUACACUGCCAGGGACGACCACCUGAAAGACCGGGAUGACGACCACACGGGCCGUAACGCAGCCUUGGCAGGUGCAGCAGGCGCCGGUGCCGUUGGGGCCGGCGCGUAUGGCGUCCACGAGCACAACGAGAAAGAAGCAGAGAAGGCACGAAAGGAGGCUGAAAAGGAGCAGAAGGAGGCCGCCAAACAUGCGGAGAAGGAAGAGAAGAAGCACCAGAAAGAAGUCGAGAAGGAGGAGAAGAAGCAUCAGAAGGAAGUCGAGAAAGCCGAGAAGAAACACGAGAAGGAGGUCGAGAAGGCAGAGAAGAAACACGAGAAAGAGGUCGCCAAAGAGGAGAAGAAACAGGAGAAAGAAGCCGAGAAGCUCGAGAAGAAACACUCCAAGGAUGCCGGUGCUGCUGUGGUCACACCACAAUCAACGCAUGAAACGACCCGAGGAGACAGCCUUGAGUCUGCAGAAAGCCAACACGCCCGAGAACUUCAAGAGUACGAAGCAGAGCGACGGCGCAAAGCCGACCACGCCAAAGAGGUCGGCGGUGUCGCCCUUGUAGGAGGGGCUCAAGCCGGCAUUGGUGACAGAGAGACGAAGCCGGGAUUGCUGAAGCGCAUCUUUAAACGCCGCAAGAACAAGGACACCGGCGCAGAUGAGGAAUACUCGACCGAUGAAGAGGACUCCAGCAAGGGCGACACUGUCGUCCCAGCCGCACUGGGCGCCGGCGCCGCUUAUGGUGCUUAUAGCCACCACGACAAGCACAAGCAUGACGACACUUCGAAUAUCGGCACAGCCCACACGACCGAUACUGCCACCACCGAGCCACAGACCAAAUACGAAGCCGUCAGCGGCGGUGCCGUCAAGCCAAGCUACAAUCCUCUCAGCAAGGACCCUGUCCCAGGCACAACCACAAGCGCAACCACAAAACCCGGAAGUGCAGCCUUGUCUGCUGGGACUUCUGGUCGUGCUCCAGUCGUGGACGCAGCGGAGACAAAGGCAGCACAGCCCUCGCGGCACACCGAAGAAGCGGCUCUUGCAGGCGGCGCCGGUGCCCUCGCCGGAGGUGCGGCCGCCAGGCAUCACGACACGACUGAUCCCACCUAUGGUACAACUAGCACCACUUCAGGUCCCACCAGCACAGGCUACGCCAACGAGCCAUACGGACACACAGCGAUCCAUGGUCCCGACACCUCUGCGGCAUCAACCCAGCCCGCUGUCGGCACCACCUCCUCGAGCACCCACCCGGAGGCCGUCACCACCAACCCCGUCGCAGCCCGCACAGCCGAGAAAGCGCUGAACGACCCAAACGAUAACCGUGACCGGCACAUCGAACCCACGCUGGGCAUCCCAUACGAUCCUGCAAAAGACCCUGCAGCAGCACAACGCCUCGACGAGCGCUCAGCCCAGCACCUCGCCGAAGACAAGUCUGCAACCACCCCACAAUCCUCAACCUCGCACCAACCGUGGCGAGAGGGCUACAACACACACGAAACCCCCUCCUCACCAACCACCAGCAGCACAGGCACCGGCGAGAAGAAAAGCCUGACCCAAAAACUCAAGGAAAAGAUCACAGGCCACAAAGACGAGCCGGAGCACGUGCACGGGGAGGAGCACGGGGUGCUGCAUAAGAAGCCGCAUCAGGUGCCUGAGGAUGUUAGGGGGAGCUAUGAGGGCUCACGUUGA